Seriola aureovittata is the source of this 1023-nucleotide messenger RNA. RefSeq names its product cilia and flagella associated protein 300 (gene cfap300). The transcript has 7 exons. Lineage: Eukaryota; Metazoa; Chordata; Actinopteri; Carangiformes; Carangidae. Bases 33 to 824 code for a protein of 263 amino acids. The record is from RefSeq and is a predicted model, not a curated record.
GUAGGCUAACAACAACCAAAGAAGGAGUAAACAUGGCACAAGAGAAAUCCGCGUUUGAACAAACUUUUUCUUUUAAUCCUCUUCCCUCAAAGACAUUCUCUUUCCUACAGGACAAAGGCGCUUUGGCAGUGUUCAUGAAAUGGUCCAUGCUGGGGAGGAUUUCAGCUCAGUCUUACAGCUUUGACCAGAGCUUUUACCCUUACAACAGUGAAAGGUUUGCUCUGUGUUUCUUCAGAGACCCUGAUGUGGCUGCCAAUCUGAAAAAGAUGGAGGCCGGAGUCUGGGUGCCUCUUGACAAGCCAGUAGUGUCUGUCGAUGUGGAGGUGGUGCCUUGUACUAAAGUUUCCAUGGAGCUGUUUGACCCAAUCUACUCUUGUGGCAUCCUGAGGGCCUCUGGACAUGUAGUUAAAUGCUUUCAUGACGUCUACCCCGACUAUGAUGAACUCAGACAGAUGCUGCAGGAAGAGGACAGUGAGCACUACUACGUGGUUGGGAGAGAGGAGCGAGGAGAGUUUCUGUUUCGCCUCUUCAAGCACCUGUGUCUCGGAGGAGAGCUCUGUCAGUAUGAAGACACCAUUGAUCCUUACAUCAACACUACGAAACGAGUGUACAAAGAUCUGAUCAGUGUUCAAAAGGAUCGAGACACAGAGAAGAUCAGUGUUGUCUCCACGGUGCUUAAAAUCAGUGCCUAUGAUGAGUCAGGACGAUGUUACCCAGGGAGACGAGAGGAGGAGCAGACGUUUGCCUAUUUAAUUAUCGACCCCUUCAAGCGACAUGUGACUUUGUUCUACCACUUCUACGGUGUUGGAAACUUCACGUCGUGACAGUGAAGAACCGGAAAUGGUCCUGUGGGCUGAAUCGGACCAGGGUGCAAAAGGGAAUAAUUUUCUGCUAUUGAAGUGUCACAAUAAAAUGUACCAGUCUUCAUUCACAAAUGAUUUACCUUACAUGUUAACUAUUUUUAAAACAUCAGUUCCAUGGUAAUGUUCGUCGAAUUUGAAUUAAACUUAAGAUUUUUUUGCC